This is a messenger RNA of Prorocentrum cordatum, 480 nucleotides long. Lineage: Eukaryota; Dinophyceae; Prorocentrales; Prorocentraceae. The record is from the annotation of a GenBank genome assembly.
AUGAAUAUUAGCACAACCAUUGCCAUGAAGACCAGCACCUCCAUGAGGAACAGCACGGCCAUCAGCAGGAGGAGCUCCGCGAGGAUCAGCACGAACGCCGCCAUGAGUAUGAGCAUGAGAACCUCCAGCGGGAGCAGGGCGGAUAAUCAGCGAAACGAUACACUCGCCAGCAGAAUUCUUAUGGCCAUGAUGCGCAGCGACAAUGUCAGGGAACUCGGCGAUCAGGUGCAUGAGCCACGUCGCCAGGAAACCAUUGGACAUCUCAUUGCUCCACUCCCUCAACAACCGGAUGUGCAGCACGAUCUUGUUCGUGUGGGUGUUCACGACGAAGUGGGCCUUGCGACCCAGCGUCAGCUGCUGCACCAGCCACUGGAGUCUCGCUAGGGUGACCAUUGCAACAAAUGACAAAUGCGGAUCUGUGGCGCGCACGUGCGCGCUGGGAGGCCUUUGACUCGAGCAGGUGCUUGAGACAAAAUGGCU